This is a messenger RNA of Rangifer tarandus platyrhynchus (Svalbard reindeer), 801 nucleotides long. Lineage: Eukaryota; Metazoa; Chordata; Mammalia; Artiodactyla; Cervidae. The record is from the annotation of a GenBank genome assembly.
AUGGUGCGCCUGUAUUUCUCUGGAGGCUCCCGGAUGGCAGCUUUGACAGUGAUGCUAAUGGUGCUGAGCCCUCCUCUGGCCUGGGCCAGGGAGAUCCGACCACAUUUCCUGGAGUAUGUUAAGGGCGAGUGUCAUUUCUCCAACGGGACGGAGCGGGUGCAGUUGCUGCAGAGAUUCAUCUAUAACGGAGAAGAGUUCGUGCGCUUCGACAGCGACGUGGGCGAGUUCCGGGCGGUGACCGAGCUGGGGCGGCCGGACGCCGAGGUCUGGAACAGCCAGAAGGAGAUCCUGGAGGAGAGCCGGGCCGCGGUGGACACGUACUGCAGACACAACUACGGGGUCGGUGAGAGUUUCACUGUGCAGCGGCGAGUGGAGCCUACAGUGACUGUGUAUCCUGCAAAGACCCAGCCCCUGCAGCACCACAACCUCCUGGUCUGCUCUGUGAACGGUUUCUACCCAGGACACAUUGAAGUCAGGUGGUUCCGGAAUGGCCAUGAAGAGGAGGCUGGGGUGAUCUCCACAGGCCUGAUCCAGAAUGGAGACUGGACCUUCCAGACCAUGGUGAUGCUUGAAACAGUUCCUCAGAGUGGAGAGGUCUACACCUGCCAAGUGGAUCACCCCAGCCAGACGAGCCCUAUCACAGUAGAAUGGAGAGCACAGUCUGACUCUGCUCAGAGGAAGCUGAUGUGUGGAAUUGGAGGCUUUGCUCUGGGUCUGCUCUUCCUUGGCGUGGGGCUGUCCAUCCACUUCAGGAGUAAGAAAGGACACUCUGCACUUCAGCCUGCAGGUAAUGCUCUUUAA